Molecule: messenger RNA, 1608 nt
Organism: Triticum turgidum subsp. durum (durum wheat)
Lineage: Eukaryota; Viridiplantae; Streptophyta; Magnoliopsida; Poales; Poaceae
Source: the annotation of a GenBank genome assembly
AUGGAGGAGCAAGGCCGCAAUGGGCGGGCCGCGGCGGCAGAGUCGUCGGUGCCACUGCUGGAGAAGAAGGCGGACGGCGUGCUGUACGUGGAGGGCUGCCCCGGGUGCGCGGUGGACCGGCGGAAGGCGGCGAAUCCGGGCAUCCCCUACGGCACCUUCAUCUACGUCUGGACCGUCACCCUCUGCACCGGGGUGGGGAGGGUUCCAUUCCAUUGCCUUGCCUGCCUGCAAACAAUGGCGGCGGCCAAUGGGGAGGAGGAGGGGACUUCGCCGCUGCUGAGCAAGGAGGAGGAGCGCCGGUACCACCCGGGCUGCCCGGGCUGCGACCACGACCGGAGGAAGGAGCUCCGCACCGGGCUGCCGUACAAGGAAUUCUCCUACGUUUGGAUGAUCUGUCUUACCACCGCUUUACCAAUAUCGUCACUGUUCCCCUUCUUGUAUUUCAUGAUAAGAGAUUUGCAUGUUGCAAAAAGAACAGAAGAUAUUGGGUUCUAUGCUGGAUUUGUAGGUGCUUCUUUUAUGUUUGGUAGAUGUUUGACUUCAACUCUUUGGGGAAUAGCAGCAGAUCGUAUUGGGAGGAAGCCUGUUGUUAUGUUUGGCAUUCUCUCUGUGGUAAUAUUUAAUACUUUGUUUGGGCUUAGCGUCACAUAUUGGAUGGCAAUAGCUACAAGGUUUCUCCUUGGCGCUUUAAAUGGCUUACUUGGACCAAUGAAGGCUUAUGCUAUUGAAGUUUGCCGACCUGAACAUGAACCUCUAGCACUAUCACUUGUCAGCACGGCAUGGGGAAUAGGUCUCAUCAUUGGUCCUGCUCUUGGAGGCUACCUUGCACUGCCUGCAGAAAAAUACCCAAAUAUAUUUUCGCCUGACUCAUUAUUUGGAAGGUUCCCGUACUUCUUACCAUGCUUAUGCACAUCAGUCUUUGCUGCCAUUGUUCUGAUAAGCUGCAUAUGGAUGCCGGAGACGUUACACAAGCAUAAAGUCAGUGAUGAUGGAAAUCAAAGUGUUGAAGCUUUGGAGGCCCAUCUGAUUGAUCCAAAAGAGGAGGUGUUCUCUCUAUGGGCUGAAAGUGAGAGGAAGUAUGGUGGACUGAGUUUAUCAUCUGAAGAUGUAGGUCAAACACUUGCAAUUACAGGUGCCAGUCUUCUUGUGUAUCAACUAUUUAUGUACCCAUCCAUCAUUAAAGUUCUUGGACCUAUCAAAUCUUCUCAGAUCGCAGCUGUUCUGUGCAUACCUAUUCUCUUUGCCUACCCCUAUAUGACGUACCUGUCAGGACCUGGAUUAUCGAUCGUACUGAAUAUUGCAUCAGUCAUAAAAAAUAAUCUUGGUGUUACCAUCAUCACAGGCACUUUCAUCCUUCAAAACAAUGCAGUGCCUCAGAACCAAAGAGGAGCAGCAAAUGGAUUAGCCAUGACUGGAAUGUCCUUUUUCAAGGCAGUUGCCCCUGCAGGUGCUGGCAUUGUGUUCUCGUGGGCGCAGAAACGCCAGCAUGCUUUCUUCUUUCCAGGUGAUCAGAUGGUGUUCUUUCUGCUGAACAUCAUCGAGCUCCUUGGACUUGUCCUCACAUUCAGACCCUUCCUGGCCGUGCCAGAGCAGUAUGAAAGAAACUAG